AUGUUCAGCUGCUCCAAGGAGAAGAGAAGGCCCCCUGAGCCUGGUGCUCCUGACCCAAGCAGCUGCACCACAAAGCUUUCUUUGGCUUUAAGUCUCAUUGCCCAAACCACAUUAAAGAGGUUACCAAGAGAAGCUGGGGCCCCUGCUCCUGUAGACUGUAGCUUGAGCUCCUGGAGUCAAUGGUCUUCAUGCAAUCCUUGCCAAAAAGAAAUGUAUCGUUCACGGACCAUUGAGGUUUUUGGCCAGUUUGGUGGGAAACGGUGCCUACAAUCUUUGGGAGACAGGCGUAGCUGUGAAUCUAGUAGUAUUUGUAGAGAAGAAGAUGACUGUGGAAAUGAUUUUAAAUGUGAAACAGGUCGAUGCAUUAAAAAGAGACUUCUAUGUAAUGAAGAUAAUGACUGUGGAGAUUUUUCUGAUGAAGACAAUUGUGAAAAAGAUCCACGUUCCCCCUGCCGUAGUGAGACAGAAUUGUCUGAACUUGGUCGGACAGCUGGAUAUGGGAUCAACAUUUUAGGGAUGAAUCCUUUGGACACCCCCUUUGACAAUGAAUAUUUCCAUGGUCUAUGUGAGAGAGUUCGAGAUGGAAAUACUGGGAUCUAUUAUCGUAAACCCUGGAAUGUGGCAACUCUAAACUAUGAUACCAAAGCAGAAAAAAGAUUCAGAAUAGAGACUUAUGAAGAACACAUACUUCAAAUAUUAGAGACAUUCAGAGAAAGGAAAACAAAUUUUGGCAUUGAACUGUCUCUAAAACUCACAUUUACUGAAGACCUUUUUAAUUUAAUCGAUACUGUAAAAUCUUUUGGUUCUAAUGCUCCAGAAUUUGGGGAAGCUGAAGCUAGACCUCCAAAAUCUGAAAUACUUAAAGAUGAAGUUCCUGGGGCAGAAGAAGCUGGGGAUGGAGCCUCUGAAAAAGCAGCAUCUGAAGGAGAGUCUAGUCGAAAGAAUGAGGCACAAAAUUCCGGUCUAACAUUUCGAUUUAGAUACUCAAAAACUGAAAGCCUCCACCUUAUCAAACACUAUGCCUCAAACAAGACAAAAAUUUUUUUACAUGUAAAAGGAGAAGUUCAGCUUGGAAGAUUCCAAAUGCGAAAUCGAGAUUUUAUGUUGAAAAGUACUUUCCUGGAUGACUUAAAAUCUCUGCCUACCAACUAUGAAAAGGGAGAAUAUUUUGCAUUCUUGGAAAUGUAUGGCACUCAUUACAGUAGCUCUGGGAAUAUAGGAGGAAAAUAUGAAUUGAUAUAUGUAUUGGACAAAGAAGAAAUGCGCAAGAGAGGUCUUGAAGUACAUGAUGUGCGGAAAUGCCUUGGAUAUGAUUUCGAUUUUUCUUUUCAAACUAUAAUUGAUUUCCAAGCCAACAUAAAACAUUCUGAUUGUUCAGCAAUAAAUACAAGGCAAUUAGAUGACAAGAGCCACAAACACGUGAUAGAAGAUAUUAUUUCACUCAUAGAAGGAGGAACUAGAGAAUAUGCCACUCAACUCAAGGAAAAGCUGUUUCGAGGACCUCAGGCAGUUAAUGUGACUGAUUUUUUCAGCUGGAGCUCCUCCUUAGAGAAAGCACCUGUACUCAUCAAUCAAAAGCUAUCUCCAAUAGGUAAUUUGGUUCCAGUGAGAAUGAAAGAUGCACAUGAAAAGAAACAAAAUUUGGAAAGAGCUGUAAAUGACUACCUUAGUGAGUUCAGUGUCCACAAGUGCCAGCCCUGUCAAAAUGGAGGAACCACAAUGCUAUUGGAUGGGGAAUGCAUGUGUGCCUGUGGAACUGAAUUUCGGGGAAUUGCUUGCCAGAUUAAGUCAGUUGUUUGAAGG
Antechinus flavipes (yellow-footed antechinus) is the source of this 1803-nucleotide messenger RNA. RefSeq names its product complement C9 (gene C9). Gene Ontology annotation, cellular component: membrane attack complex. The transcript has 10 exons. The record is from RefSeq and is a predicted model, not a curated record. Lineage: Eukaryota; Metazoa; Chordata; Mammalia; Dasyuromorphia; Dasyuridae. Gene Ontology annotation, biological process: immune response. Gene Ontology annotation, molecular function: protein binding. The coding region runs from base 1 to 1800 and encodes 599 amino acids.